AUGUCCAUUAAGAAGCUCGAAGCAGUUGAUAACCCAUUAAAUGCUGAUACUAGUGCUGCUCUGCGGAGCCUGCUGCGAAAGUGUGCUAGCUUGCGAGCUGCGAAGUCUGAACUUGAUGAUGAGGUUAUAAUGCUGAACAUUCUUGCUACAAUAUCUGGCAGAUUACCACUUGUGCAAAAGGAUUGUACUUUUCGGAACCUAGAGGUGUUUUUUUUCGCGGAUAGAGGUCGGGUCAGUUGGUUUAAGGCAAGAGUGAGAAAGAUAAAUGGGGAGUUGCCAAAUAGUCCUUUGGUUGGCAGUUACUCUUGGUUUGGUUCAAUUACAAGGAGCAGUAAUUUGAAUAGUUUUGUUCCAGGGCCAUCGUUGAAGAACUUCCACAACUUGUCUUCUGUUAAAUUCUCUGCUGGAGCUGCUCAUAAUGUGUCGUUUGAUGGGAAUUCUCGUGAGGAACAGCUGGCAAGCUCAACUGUGGAGUCUGGCCAAACCCUGAAUUUGCUCUGUACUGAUGAGGAAAAAACAGGUGGGGAAGAUGCUCACUCUGUUCAAUCCUCUGCUGGAGCUGCUCGUGAUGUAUUGUUUGAUGGGAAUUCUCGGGAGGAACAGCUGGCAAACUCCACUUUGGUAUCUGGCCAAACCCUGAAGCUGCUCUCAGGAUCAUGCUACUUGCCACAUCCUGAUAAGGAAGAAACACAUCCUGAUAAGGAAGAAACAGGUGGGGAAGAUGCUCACUUUAUAUGUGCCAAUGAGCAAGUCAUUGGUGUAGCAGAUGGAGUAGGAGGGUGGGCGGAUGUGGGAAUUAACGCCGGAUUAUAUGCUCGGAAGCCUAUGUUGAAUUCUGUAAGUGCAAUUCAGGAAGAGCCUGUGGGUUCAAUUGAUGCUGCUAGGGUGCUAGAGAAGGCACACUCCAAAACAAAAGCAAAGGGUUCAUCAACGGCCUGCAUAGUUGCUCUUAUAAAUGAGGAAGUACGUGCCAUUAAUCGAUUCAUGGUAGUUAGAGAUGGAUGCACAGUGUUCCAAUCCCCAGCACAGCAGCAUUGCUUUAAUUUUCCAUACCAACUAGAGAGUGGCAAUGAGGGUGAUCUACCAAGCUCUGGCCAGGUAUUCUUAUUUCCUGUUUCUCCGGGUGACGUAAUUGUUGCCGGAACAGAUGGAUUAUUCGAGAACUUGUAUAACAACGAGGUUACCACUGCUGUUGUUGAUGCCCUAAGAGCUGGCUUAGGGCCUCAAAUAACAGCUCAGAAAAUUGCAGCUAUGACAAGUCAACGAGCACUGGAUGAGAACCGACAGACACUUUUUUCUACUGCUGCUCAACUUGCUGGGUUAAGCUACUUUGGUGGUAAACUUGAUGACAUCACUGUUGUAGUGUCGUAUGUAACAAGCUCUAACAAUUUGUGAUCAUGUCUUCUCCAAUGUGGCUGAACCACCAAUUGUUGGUAUGUUGAUGCACUUCUUUGUAGUGGGUGUUGAGCUUCUUAUGGCUGAUUGCAGUGGUCCAGACUCCAGAGAUGUUAUUUGUUUGUUGUUGCCACAGUUGUUGAUGGAGC
Molecule: messenger RNA, 1544 nt
Organism: Jatropha curcas
Lineage: Eukaryota; Viridiplantae; Streptophyta; Magnoliopsida; Malpighiales; Euphorbiaceae
Source: RefSeq, a predicted model, not a curated record